Molecule: messenger RNA, 2359 nt
Organism: Drosophila takahashii
Lineage: Eukaryota; Metazoa; Arthropoda; Insecta; Diptera; Drosophilidae
Product: dynein regulatory complex protein 1 homolog
Biological process (GO): cilium-dependent cell motility; regulation of cilium movement; axonemal dynein complex assembly
Cellular component (GO): axonemal dynein complex; axoneme
Source: RefSeq, a predicted model, not a curated record
CGAACCCCCCUGAUUCGGAGGAGAGUUCGCCUUUCAACAGAAUCCCGCACAAAUCCCUUACAAUUCCCAACGAAAUCUAUAUAUUUUGAGCCACCAUGGACGACAACGAGGACGAGCUGGAGGAGCACCAGGAGCAGGAGCUGCUCAGCGACGGCAGCGUCGGGGAGGAGGAGGAGGCGGGGGGCGAGGCGGCGGAGCACGACCUGGGAGGACCGGUGGACAGCUGGGAGUCGUUCAACGAGCGCAUCGACGGGCUGAUCUUCAACGAGCACUGCGACAAGUCGGUGAAGAAGCUGGACGAGCGCCGCCUGGCGAUCCUCAACCGGGUGCGCCAGCAGUUCCGCGAGGCGCCCAAGGGCGUGGCCGAGCGCUGUCAGGCCCAGAAGUCGCCCAUCGACCAGCAGCUGGAGCUGUCCAGCGAGCGUCUGAACGAGCUGGUCCGCUUUGGCAACGAACUGGUGACCAAUGUGCGGGUGGCCAACGAGCGCAGGGAGCUUAAUCGCCGCCUCUUCGAGGCCACGCAGAAGAACCAGGUGCAGGUGAAGCUGCAGCGCGAGAGCGUCGAGACAAUGGCCCGCUUCGAGAACAUCAAGGCGCGCUGGACGGAGCUGGAGGAGACCAACGAGCCGAUGCUGCUGUGGGACCAAAUCGAGGAGCAGAAGAAGCGCAUUGCCGAGAUCAUGUCGCGCAAGGACGAGAUGAUAGCCGCCUGCCAGCAGGAGGUGGACCGCAUGAACACCAAGUACGAGUUCGAUCGCGAGCGCCAGGCGCAGGAUCUCUGCUGCCUCGUGGAGCGCGUCGAUCACCAGGUGGAGACGCUGAAGGAGGCCUACAAGGAGCACCUGCAGAUGCUGCGGCACACCAUCGAGGAGGAGCGCCAGUUAUUCGCCGUCAGUGCGGUGGAGAAGUGGCGCACCUUCUUCGAUGCCAUGAACGCCAAUUUCGACGAGAAGGCCAAUUUGGUGCGGACGCGCGAGCAGUUCUAUGCCCGCCAAACGCAGCAGAUCAACGAGUCGCAGGAGGAGCUGACCAAGAGCACCCGCAUCCGCCUGGAGAAGGAGUGCGAGCGCCUGGAACUCGAGCUGCGACGCACGCGCGACAAUGUGCUGAUGAACUCCGAGAAGCUGGACUACAACUAUCAGGUGCUGCAGAAGCGCAACGAGGAGAACGUGAUCAUAAACAACCAGCAGAAGCGGCGGGUGGCGCGCCUGCACGAGGCCAUCGGACGCACCCGGCGCGGCCUGAGGAACCUGUACAACACGGGCAAACGGAACAUAGCCCGCCUCUCGGCGGACAUCUACAAGCUGCACGCGAACAUCAACGACAUGGAGUCGAAGGCCCACCAGGCGCGGCUGAACAACCGCGAGAAGUUCGACCGCAUCUGGGAGAUCAACUACAAGGAGCUGAAUCUGCUGGUCGAUCGGGUCUACCACAUCGAUCGCAUCAUCCACGAGCAGCAGCUGGCCAUGCCGUGGUCCAGUCCAGUGCCACCGAUACCGAACAUCAACAGGGCCAAGAAGAAGCGCAAUAAUAUCCUCGAGAAGUUCGACAUGCGCAUCGGACGGGUGCCCAAGAACCGGGUGCUGCCCAAGUCGGCCAUCAAGCAGCGGCCGGAUAUCAAGGAGCUGCCUCCGGAGUCGCUGCGCCUGAUGCGCAACCUCAUCCGCAAGCUCUCCGAUCGCGGCGGCUUCCUCAUCGAGGAGCGGCUGCUCAAGAUACUCGAACCGUAUUCCGAGGAGGACAAGUGCCUGGUGCGCAUCGACAACAUCUUUGCGGCGCUGCGCAUUCGCCAUCUGCGGGACGUGAAGGAGCUGACCAAGGUCUUUAUGCCGUACACCUACUGCCCGAACUGCCAGCCGCAGGGCCUCAGUCCGCGCAAGUGCGCCGAGGUGUUCAUGAAGGACCAGAAGCCCAAUAGGCUGCAGACCACGUCGACGGUGACGGAUCAGGAGCAGCAUCGCGACACCAAGGGCGACACCUCCUUCCUGGCGAAGGGCGAGGAGGCGGCCAAGAGGUGCCACAAUCACUACCUGGUCAUGGAGCCGGCCCUCUGCCUGCACGCCAUGAACCUCUUCACCUCCAAGAUGCACAAGCAGAUGUACGAACACGAGCCGGGCAGCAUUCUCAAUGCGGUGAAUCUCAUCCAGAUCUCGGAUGCCCAGAUCCGUGACUUUUGGCGCCAGUUCUCGGCCUGCUUUCCGGCCUCCAAGUGCAAGCUGUGGAAGACGUUGGAGCACGGCCUGAAUCACUAUGUCGAGGUGCUCAAGAUGCGCGUGCAGUACGAUGCGGAGGUCGUCUUUCUGCGCCGCCAGAACGAGGAGUUGCGCCAUCUGCUGCAGAAGUUCACUGUCUGAGAAUC